Molecule: messenger RNA, 836 nt
Organism: Myxocyprinus asiaticus (Chinese sucker)
Lineage: Eukaryota; Metazoa; Chordata; Actinopteri; Cypriniformes; Catostomidae
Product: diamine acetyltransferase 1-like
Exons: 6
Coding region: 164-679 (171 amino acids)
Molecular function (GO): N-acetyltransferase activity
Source: RefSeq, a predicted model, not a curated record
UACUUCACCAAACCAGCCUCUGAAUGCCUUUCCAAACAGCAGAGAUCGAAUGUCACACCUGUAGCUUAGGGUAGCCCUCCGAGAAGCGGAUGAAGAAACAAAUCUUACUACUUUUCACAUACCGAGGAUUAGUAAGGAAAGGAAAAAAGAGUAAAAGAAGAAAAUGGCCAGUUUUAUAUUACGGAAAGCCGAACCCAAGGACGUGUCUGACAUACUGCGACUCAUAAAGGAACUGGCAAAGUAUGAGGAAAUGGAGCAUCAAGUUAUUCUAACUGAAAAAGAUCUCUUGGAGGAUGGUUUUGGAGAUCACCCGUUUUAUCACUGUAUAGUGGCUGAAAUGGCCAAAGAGCACCAGAGCGCUGACGGUCAUGUGAUUGUUGGCUUUGCUAUGUAUUACUUCACCUAUGACCCCUGGAUUGGGAAAUUGCUCUACUUGGAAGACUUCUACGUUAUGAAGGAGUUUAGGGGUUUUGGUAUUGGGUCUGAAAUCCUGAAGAAACUGAGUCAAGUGGCGGUCAGGACUCGGUGCAGUAGUAUGCACUUCAUCGUGGCGGAGUGGAACAAAUCCUCCAUUGAUUUCUACAAGCGGCGCGGAGCUUUAGAUCUCUCCCUGGAGGAAGGAUGGAGGCUCUUCAAGAUUGACAAACAGAACCUCCUCAAGAUGAUGCACGAGGAGUGAGCGGGACGUUUGGACAGGAGGAACAUUUUAGGGUCUUUCUACUUCCAAUUUAGUGUACUGUUGUUUAUAUAAAUGUGUCUUUUCAUUAUCACUAUUCUCUAUUAUGUCUUUAUACUUAUAAAUGAAAAAUAAAAUAAAAAGUAUUUUUUUCAUAUAA